UGCCUGUUACUUUCUGCAGAUGGCUCUCACGCCGGGUGCUCCCAGAGAGAGGGAACUGGUGCCUACAAGAGUCUCCGUAAGGCUGCAGCCUCUGCUUACCACCAAAAACCUCACAACGCGCAUAAUCAAUCAGGCCACCUGUCACAGUUGCUCAGUCCAGGCACUGAGCAAGCACCUUGGGUGAAGAAAGCUCCAUAGAAGACACUGAGCAAAAAUGAUGGACUGGUUGCUUCAUGAGCCCAUAGGAAAGAAAAAGAAGAAGAAGAAGAAGAAGAAGAAGAAGAAGAAGAAGAAGAAGAAGAAGAAGAAGAAGAAGAAGAAGAAGAAGAAGAAGAAGAAGAAGAAGAAGAAGAAGGAGAAGAAGAAGAAAGGAGAGAUCACUAGGAAUCAUCCUGGGUUCACCAAGCACAAGUCCAGCCCAAACGACCUCCUUUCUCAGGCCGAGAGGUUUUCUGGAUUGGUAGAUAUGUGGUGCGCUGAGGACGUCGCGUAUGUGGAUUUCAGCAAGGCGUUUUGUAAGGACUUUGAUGUAAUCCUCGGGGACAAGAUGGAGAAUCGUGGAUUAGACAGUAAUAGAGUUAGAUGGAUUAGCAGGCAAAGUGCAAUGCGAGCCAACAGUGGGGGGGAGCUGCCAGGAGAGCUAAUGCAAUCUUGGGCUCUUUUAAUCGGAGCCCAGAGCCCAGAAGAGGGGAGAUCAUGGCAUGUCCCUCUGUGCUUGGCAGUGGCCACACCACAUCUGGAGCAUUGCAUUUCAUCCCAGGAGCCACAGUUGAGCAAGGACGUUGACAAAUGGGAUGGCAUUUGGAGGAGGGGGGACUGGGACACCCCGGGGUCUGCAUACCACACCACAUGAGCAGUGGUUGAGGGAGCUGGGGACCUGAAACCUAGAAGAAGGAACAUCUAAGUGGAUCCUGACAGCUGUUUUCAAAUAUUUAAAGGUCUGCUGUGGAAGACAGAGUGGAAAUAGUGGAUGCAGUGUCAGAAACACAGCCCUUGACAGCAAGGUGGGUUUUUGGUUGGGUCGGCAGCACACCAGCAAGAAAGGCGGAGCUCCGGGCCCUGCAAGGGGGUUUCUGCCCUCAGCCACCCACAUGGGUUUACUUCCUUGGAGCAAGACUGAAAGGUGGGGCCUGGCCGGUGUCUAUAGCUCUUCAUUUUUCUGGCUGACCAAAACUACACCAAGCCCUGUGCCGGGCCUGGCGGAUGGAUGGACACCGAGGUGCAUAGGACAUUGUCCUUGCCCUCGGGGGCUUAUGUUCGAGUCAGAGAGAUAAACACACAAACCACUUCUGUUCAUACAAGGAUUUCCCUGCAGAGUAGAGCAGCCUUCAGUUCAGCUGCAAACUAGCUGUGUGACCUGGGGCAGAUCAUUAUACUUCUCUGGGCCUCAGGCGUCAAGUGGAUUCUAGGGCUGGUCCCCUCCACCUUUGCAUUG
Canis lupus familiaris (dog) is the source of this 1435-nucleotide messenger RNA. RefSeq lists its product as uncharacterized. The transcript is spliced from 2 exons. The coding region runs from base 215 to 853 and encodes 212 amino acids. Lineage: Eukaryota; Metazoa; Chordata; Mammalia; Carnivora; Canidae. The record is from RefSeq and is a predicted model, not a curated record.